AAAGUGUUUUAAUGUAGCUAUCCGAGCCGACUAGUUUUAAUAUUUGAAUUAAUUUUUUCCUGCGUAAAUAUAAAACAUUUCUCGUGGUUGGCCGAAGAUGAAUAUUCAGGCGUGUUCAGGCGGGGACAGAACUUGAUGGAUAUUAUGCUUCUCAUCUCAAACCUUGUUAUUCUAUGAACAUCAAGAGGAAGUCAUUUGUAAAACCUAGUACUUUAUUUACUCUAUGUGUAAAACAAUCGUUGAAGAAUGAUAUAUGGUCGUUGGAAGAAUGGAUUCUAACAAUAGCGUUUAUUUGCUUUGUUUUUUUGACAAUUUUUUAUCAUUUGGCGAUGAUUUUGGUUGCGUUAAUUUUUUUCAUUGUCUAUUACCUUGCGCCAGCAUGUUUUCUGAAGUUUACCGAGUUCGUGUAAAUCUGAACCGCUGGCGUACUUAUUUCAGCUUUCUGAAAACUUAAGUAUUUGUAUAUCAUUAAAAGUGCGGUAUGAAUUGAAUAAAAGAGCUCCCAUCUCUGUAGUAUUCCUGUUUUCGAUUAUCUUAAAUAAUGCGGGUUGGAAUGUGCAAUUUGAUUGUAAAUCAAGCUCUCUUCUCUCGUCUUAUUGGUUUUCUGAAUUCUUAAAAUAUUUGUGAAUGUGAGGAAGCAGGAAUUGAAAACAAGCUCUCAUCGCUGGGUUAUUUUUGUUUUCAGAUAUUUUAAAUAUUUUGGGUUGGAAGAGGCCUUGGGAUUAAAAAUCAAUCAUGACUUUUCUGUUUUCUGGUGAGAGGGGCCAGGUGAUUGAAAAAUAAAUUUUCUCCGCUGGGCUAUUUGUUUUGAUAAUCUAAAUAUUUGUGGGUUAGGAGGCAUAUGAUGGAUAAAAAAACUUCUGAUUGCUGAACUAUUUCUGUUUCCCGAAAUCAUAAUAUUUGGAUAUUAUGUGCAUGAAUUCUCGUCGCUGGACUAUUUCUGUUUACUGAAGUCUUAAAAAAAUAUUUGUGUUUGAGAUGUGCCAGAGAAUUAAAUAAAAGAACUGGCUGCACUAUUUCUGUUUUUCGAGAAAUUAAAUUUUGGUUGUUAAGUUUUAUGUUAGUGAUUGUAAAAGGAACUUAUUGCUAGACUGUCAGUUUUCUGAAAUCAUUAAUUAUUCUUUAUAAGGUGUAUGCCAGGGUUUGAUGAACAUGCUCUCAUCCUUUAUUAUUAUUUCUGUUUUCUGAAAACAGAAACAUUGGAAAGUUGGUUGGGGAGAGGGGUCUAUAAAGGGGGUACGGAGCACCCUAUGCUUGCAAUGUUGAUAUAGGCUUUACAUAAGGAACAUUUUAGAUAAAUCUGUGAAAGCUAUUUCCAGAUUUUUAAAGGUUGUAAGUAUAUAUUUCAUAUUGAUGCUGAAAUUACAAUACAGUAGAACCUCCAGGGUUCGUACGGUCCUUAGAAGUCCUUAAAAAGUCCUUAUUUUUGAAUACUGUUUUUAAGGGCCCUUAAAAGUGCUUACUUUUUUACGUUUGUCGUGUUGACUUUAGAAAUAACUUUUUCCUUUGUUGCGCAUUGGAUGUUACGUAACGGUAGUACGACUAUGUUUUGAUGGUACAAAUAUUGGGCCGAAUAGCUUAGUAAAUGUCGUACGAUGUACCAGAAUACUUUUGUUAGUGCACAAAAUAUACCGGAAUUAUCGGUUUACCGGCUUAUAGUGCUCAUAACUACUGAACAGAGCGCGCUGUAGUAGCUGUGUUAGUGUUUUGGCGCGUAAAUGCAGAAGUUUCGUUGUUUUGACUUGGUGUGAUUGUUUUUUCUUGUGAGAAAGGUUAUCUGCUAGUGAAGUUAUCUUGACCGUGAUGCCGGGGAAGUGUGUCUUUAACAUACUUUGGCUCGAAAAAGAGCAGUACAAAAAGUGGCUUUCCCGUGACCCAGACAAGCACAAGGCAAGAUGCCGAUUGUGCUGUAAAGUUUUCGAUAUAGGGAAUAUGGGCGAAUCGGCUUUGAAAGCACACAUGGCAGGGUCGAAGCACUCUUCAUUAGUUGAAGAGAAAACCAAGACCGUUGCGAUAAAAGAGUUUUUCAGUCCCAUGAACUUACCUAAUCAAACUUCUUCAACCUCAAAUGCUGCAGGUGUAUGCAAGCCAGCUACAGAAGCAAGUGGUAGUUUGAAUUUGUUUACCACUGGGAAAGACGUUCUGGAUGCAGAAAUUUUGUGGACUUUAAAGUGUAUUUGUAAUAACUAUUCGUACAAGUCUUGUGAGGAUUCAUCUCAACUUUUUGCUAGAAUGUUUCCAGACAGUUUAGUCGCACGACAGUUCUCUUGCGGUGAAAAGAAAGUGGCAUAUUUGUGUAAUUUUGGUUUGGCUCCUCAUUUCCAGACACUUUUAUUCAAAUCUUUUCAGGACACUAGUCACUAUGUCUUGCUGUUUGACGAAACACUGAAUAAAAGCACCCAGCAAAAACAAAUGGACAUCCAUAUUAGAUUCUGGCAUACUGACAAUUCAGUGAGAACACGUUAUGUUACUUCAGCUUUCAUUGGUCAUGCCACAGCUGAUGAUUUACUGAAGGCGUUUUACAAAUGUACAGAGAAGCUUGAUUUAUCAAAAUUGAUUCAGGUAUCAAUGGAUGGACCAUCAGUUAAUUGGAAGUUUUUCAAACUGUUGCAGGAAAACAUGGGAAAAGAGUUUAAUUUUGAGUGCAUUGAUGUUGGUUCUUGUGGGCUUCACACUUUGAAUAAUUCAUUCAAAAAGGGCGAAUCUGCAACAGAGUGGGGUAUUUCAUCUGUUCUGACAUCUCUUUACUCUUUGUUCAAAGAUGCCCCAGCACGAAGGGAUGACUUUGAAAAAAUUAUCCACAACACAUAAAAUGCCAGUCAAAUUUUGCAGCUGCCGCUGGUUGGAAAAUGUUCCAUCAGCUGAACGGGCAUUAGAAGUUUGGAAUGAUGUAACAGAGUAUGUGGGAAAAGUUGAAAAAGGUGUACUUUCAAAAGUGACAUGCAAGUCCUUCGGUGUUGUCGCUGGAGCAACACAAGAUAACCUGAUGACUGUGAAGCUCAAUUUUUUUCUCUCCGUGGCAAAAGUUCUAAAGCCAUUUUUGGAAAAAUACCAGAGUGACAAACCAUUGUUACCCUUCUUCGCACAGGAUGUUCUUCAACUUGUAAAAAAGUGUGUUCAACUGUACAAAGUCUUGAAACCUGCUCAUUUUGAUCGUAUUUCUAGUGUUGAAAAAUUGAGCAAGUUUGAUUUUUUAAGCAAAAGUUUCCAUGCUUCAGCAAGUGAUGUUAGUGUAGGGUUUGUUGGAGAUAAACUUCUGAAAGAGAAACUCUUUAAACAACAGGUAACUGAAAAGCAAGUAGUGGUUCUAAAGUAUGAGUGCCAAAAGUUUGUUUUGACUAUGUUGGAGAGUUUGAUGGCUAAGUGUCCUGUAAAUUAUUCACUUGUGAGGAAUGCAGCCUGUAUUGAUCCAUCGCAAAUGGCAAGAGAUUCUGCUAGCUGUAGUCGUAAAAUGAAGUGUGUUCUUACAUAUUUUGUACAAAAGAAAGCGAUUGCAGCAGAGGAUUGUGAUGAUAUUUUAAUACAGUUCAAUGACUUCCUAGAGAAUGUUGUUGGACCAUCAUCAUCAGAGUUCCUGAACUAUGAUAGGAAUGAAGGUCUUGACAGCUUCCUUAGUGGCUAUUUUUUAAGAACAGCAUAUGGAAAGGUAUGGAAUGUCAUUAAAAUGUUGCUAAUUCUCUCACAUGGACAAGCAUUAGUGGAAAGAGGUUUUUCCAUCAACAAAGCCUUAGAAGUUGAAAAUCUGAAGGAAUCGUCUUAUGUAGCCCGCCGCACUGUACAUGACUACAUCACUUACUGUGGUACCAUACAUGACAUACCUAUUACCAAAGAAUUGAGGGCGUCUGCAUCAUCUGCCCGAAUGAAAUAUAUGCAGCAUUUGGAGGAGGAACGUGCCAAGAAAAUUGCUGCCAGUGCACAGGAGAAGAGAAAGGAAAUGUUUGAUGAAAUUGAAGUUUUGAAAAAGAGGAGGGUUCUUUUGGAGAAGGAAAUUGACACAUCUGAAACAUCAGUUAAUAAUCUUUCACAAAAAGCAGAAACUUCCAGAAAUAUUGAACUGUUUAUCAAGUGCAAUGCUGUUAGGAAAGAAAUCUCUGUAAAGAAGCAGGAGCUGAGUGAUCUCAAAACUAAAAUUAGUGACUUGCAAAAUCUGACUAAAUAGACCUGGUUUCAAACUAAUUUCAUAUAAAGUACUUGACUAUUGAUUCACACUAGUGCCGUCUUAUCAUGGAGCUACGAACACUUUGGUGAAAACUGUUAAAUGUGUAAAUGUUGUAUUAUAAUUUUUUUACUAUCAAGUCGAUCAACAUAUAAGAAAGUUUGUGUUCGCAAAGUAUUUUUAAAUUGGUAAGUUCAAGGCGUUUGUUUAGGCCUAUUUUAAACUGCAUGACUAUGUAUAAUUAGUACUUACACCACUUGAUUUCUUUGUUAUAUUAAUACAUUUUUUGCCAACGUGCAGAAUAUUCUUGUUUUAAAACUUGUAGAUCAAUGCUAAAAGGUCCUUAAAAAAACUAUAAUCAAGUCCUUAGAAGUCCUUAAAAGUCCUUAUUUUUUAAUGACCUAAGAGAGUACGAACCAUGACCUCGUUAACAGGGUUGGCACGUUUAAAACAAAAUGUUUAAAACAAUAUGUUCAAAAUUGUUUUAAACAAUACACUCUGAAUAAAACAAGUUUAAAACACAAUGUUUAAAACAUUCUGUUCUAAACAUGUUUUUUUAAAUAUAUUUUAAAAAAAGUUUUAUUUCUUACGAAAACGAAAACUGCAUAUUGACAUUUUCAUCGCAAAGCAUCACUGUCUCAUUGUAAGUCACCAAUUGUGAUAAAUAUCCAGACUAGGAUGAGAAGUUUUGAAGUGAAACACAUUCCUCACGUAAACAUAAAAUACCAGCACUGCUUGGGGUCAAACCAGUCAUACCUUUUAGGGUGCCAGUUCCACUAAGUUCAUCUAACCUAAUUAAAAUCUGUUUUUGUUAGUUAAGUGCACGGAAAACAGUUACAAGUUUGGCAGCCUUCUCUGUUCCUAGCCGGUUCCUUACAGUACUAUGCACAAACCCGAAUGUGGAGAAAAGACGUUCAAUACCAGCUGACGAAGCCACUGCACUGUAACUGAUGUGCCAGGUUCAAAGUUGCAUGAUGAGUACUUUUCUCCAAAGACAUCCACCAUACUAGGGGUUUAAUCUCUUUUAGUGUUACAGGACUGAAUAAGUAAUCCUUGAAAGGUGAACUUUUUGCCUUGUACUUAAUAAUAUCCGGAAUGACUAGUCAGGGAAUUCCAUAUUCAAAAAUGUGUAGCAAUAUACAUACCUUACACCUGAUGGGACUUCUACUGAAACCAUAUGUGCAAAACAUAUUCUGGUGGUUUUGAUUAAAAUUAAUAUUAAAAACAAAAAAGUUAAACUUAAAAAACCUCUUUAAAACAUGACAAACUGUUUAAAACAAAAAAAAACAGUUUAAAACAAUAAAAAACAUGUUUUUUGAUUUUUUUUAAAAAAAAACUGUUUUUUUCCCAACCCUGCUCGUUAAUGUGUGAUGGUCGGGACUGAGAUAAUCACGGAUUACAGAAUUUCACGGACUAGCGAUUAUAAGCCCGGAAGGUCUUGUCAAGCUUCUCAGACACCGGCGUGCAGCUGGGUUGAAGGCUAAGGUCAUGUGAUGUAACAUCUCCCUAGGCUUACUGCGCCUUGGCGCACAGUUAUAAAACAAAUGCAGCAGAUGGAUAAAAAAUAUAUAUAUUUACAAAUGUUUGGGUAAAUAUGUAGUUGGGUGGUAUUUGCGAAAAAAAAUGCUACAAAUCCGAAAAUACUUUUAUUCUAUGCUCUUUCACUUCCUCUUUUCAAAACAACCGGCGGAGAUAAGAAAUUCCAAAUACUUUAGGAUAUAUUGAAUUUUUUAAUUUUGCAAUACAUAAAAGACCUGUGCAACUAUUCGACCGUCGCAAUUUUUGUUAUUUUGCAGUGUGUUCGUGAAUGAGUAAUUAAUAAAAUGGUUGAUUAGUUCAGGUCAGUUACAUUAUUAAUACUUUCAAACUAAGCCGACAUUAAAAAUAAUGUGAAUUAAUUUUAAUGGCUGUUUAGUUUUAAAAUAUUUAUAAUGUAACUGACCUGACCAAACAAACCGGGACAGAGGAUGAACAGUAAACUAAAAUGGUCGAUUAGGUCAGAAACAAACCGGGACAGAGGAUGAACAGUAAACUAAAAUGGUCGAUUAGGUCAGGUCAGUUACAUUAUAAAUACUUUCAAACUAAGGUGAUAUUAAAAAUAAUGUGAAUUAAUUUUAAUUAUUCUUUAGUUUUAAAUUAUUAAUAAUGUAACUGACCUGACAUAACCAACCGGGACAAAGGAUGGACAGUAGGAACUCACGUAAUUUUUUUUUUACCUAUUGCUUGCGCAACAAUAUUCAAAUAAAUAAUAAGACUUUAAAAUUAGAAACGUUAAAAACUCACCUAAGUUGGAGGCGGUAAUUAAACACAGUUUUAAACAAUAAAUGAACUAAAUAAUCACGUAUUGGUUCAUUUGAAUUCUGGCCUAUCACGAACAAUCACGUGACAAUAUUAUCCAAUAAAAAAAUAGAUACUCGUAAACAAGAAACAAUGGUGAAUGCCAUAUGAAUGCACUGGUAUUGUGAUGUUUAAAAAUUCGAUAUCUGCUAAAGUAUUUGGAAUUUCUUAUCUCCGCCACUUUUAAUGAAUAGAAGUUGAAGAGCAUAUAAUAAAGGUAUUUUCGGAUUUUUAACAUUUGUUUUCGCAAAUACCGCUCAACUAUAUAUUUACCAAUGUUUGUGAUUAUAACAUUAGCCAAACUUAACGAGUGCAUUCGUAUGCAAUUGUCCCUAGAAAACAGGCCCAUGCUCUAUAUUUGUAUGUACAUACAACUUUGUUGUUGCACUGCUGUCGCGCUUGCUGAUGUGUGGCAAUGCUGUACGCCACAACCUGGCGACAUUCUUAUCUACAUGACUCAUCAGCAAGCAUCCACGUCCACCCACAGCUGUCUUGUGGUUCCUUAUAUCUGCAUCUCAUCUAUCCUCGUGCUCGAUCUCUCUCUAAUACAUAGUAGGGAAACACACUCGCACACAGACGUUUCUGUUUCAGUCCGCGGCUCGUUUCGCUCGGCUUGUUGUCUUGCACUAAACGCAAAAGCAUGGCAUCUUGAAAAACAAGGUUGGAUGUUACAUAUUUACAAGUCAUUGCACAAAGUAUAUGUACUGACAUUAAAUGCAAUAAAAUGUUAGUAAAUCUUACUUGUGCAUGCACCAGGUUUCACUGUUGAAUUUUCACUGCGAGCAGGUUCACACACUGUCAGCUUACCAGAACAUGACGGCACGUUCAUCGCUGCGAACAUGUCUGUGAUACGCCUCUGCUUCAAGUGUUUUGGUUUCUCUUGAAAAAGAUGGCUUUGCAACACAUACAAAUUCAUUAUUUGUUGUGGCGUCAUAAGCUUAGUCUUUCAAGGCUGGAAAUAAGACGUCCCGUGAGUGUGAUACAGUCGUCGAUGGAAAGAAUUUCAUCUGCCGGAUCAACUGCUGCUUCAUUUUCAUCACAUUUUUACAAGGAACGUCUUUGUUCAUUGCCAUGUCAAAGAUUUCUCUAUCAGCUAGAUGGUUAACAACAGGUGCACCCUUAUCAACCUCAAGACAUUCUUCAAUAUCUUCGGCUGUAAAUUCGGAAACUGCUGGGUUUACAACACUUUUGGCAUACUCUAACAAAUUGUUAACAAUUUUUUUUCUUGUGAGAUUUUAGAUCCUGUAAAUUCUGUCUGUUCACUACAAUCAUUCUCAUGAAAUAUAAUGGAUGGCCAAAUUUUGUGCCAAGCAUUGUUUAAAGUUGAGAGUGGUAUGCUGUCCCAUGCUCGUGCCAAUGCCCUAAUAACAUCUUUCAGGUUGUAUGACUUCAUGAUUUCAAGAACAGAUUUCCCAGAAUUUACACUGUUUAAGAAAUUUCACAGAAACUCUGUACAAUAUUUGCAUUUCAGUGAUCUCAGAAUGCCCUGAUCUUGAGGUUGGAUAAGAGACGUGCAGUUCGGCGGAAGGUAAAACACUGACACAUUAUGAUUAUCUUUCUCUAACGUCUGAGCACACGAAUGGGCAGAGCAGUUGUCCAAGAGGAGAAGAAUUUUACAGUUUUUUUUUUCCAGCCCUAUGCUACAGUGCUGAUGUGCCUGCCUUACAAAGCUGUCAAACCAUUCUGUGGUUAAAGUUGUUGUAACCCAAACUUUAUUACUUGCUCUGUAAUCAACUGGAAACACCUUCAUUCCUUUAAAUGCUCUCGGCUUAUUACUUUUGCCAACAACAAAACAACUUCAGUUUGUGUGUUCCUGCAGGGUUUGAACAUGCGAGUACAGUAACACGAUCUUUAGAUUCUUUAAUUCCCGAACACGCAUCUUCAGCAGUAGCCAGUGGUUUCUUAGGCAUACACCUCCAGUACAAUGCUGUUUCAUCAGCAUUGUACACCUGUUCAGGUGUCAGUUUUGAUUCUGUAAUUAAUUUAUUGAAGUCGAUUACAAACUUUAUCAGCUGCUUCCUGGUCAGCCGAAAGUUUUUCCCCACAUAUACUGAAUUGUGAAAUGCCUGUGUUUAAAUCUUUGAAGCCAGCCUUGGGAAAAGUCACAGUCAGUAGGCGUAUCAAGUUCACUAUUAAAAUUUUUGGCUUGUUCAAUAAGCAUUUGACCCGUAAUACUGACGCCCUCACUCCUCCGUAGCCGAAACCACUGCAUAAGAGCUGUUUCUAAAUCUGUCACUUUGCCUGUUUUAAUUGUUUUUCGAACAUUCAUGCUGUCCUUUGAAUCAGCUUCCGAAAAAAAAUUUACAAAGUCUUUGUUUGUUUUUAUGGAUGUCAUAAAUUUCCUGUGUACCAUCAUUGUACAUUUCACUCAAUUGUUUGGCAGUUGAUCUUUCAUCUAGUUUUUUUAGCACCUCAAUUUUUUCUUGGAUAGAUAAAGUUUUAUGCCGCCGUUUUGUGCUAGGGCUUGCAAUAUCAUUAACAAGACGUUUUCAACCGCUCAUUGUUGAAAAAAAUACACUUCACUACUGAACACUAUUUCUUUUUGAACACGGUGAACAACAGCGAAUACAUAUCCGGCUGUAGACAAUCACAAAUUAGCAGAGUAUGCACACAAUCAGCUCGGCAAACUGAUCCCUCUCCCCUUCUUGUUAUCACUCUGCCAGGGUGAUGGGCGGCCUUCCGAGGGAAAACCCCUUUUCCCAAAAAGUCUGAUUGGCUGCGGCCCUACCAGUCCUUCACACACCCACUACCUUCCCCUCCCAUCCCGGCCGCACUUCUACCGUCCCCUCCCUCCCCGGACGCUCUUCUUCCGUCUCCUCCCACCCGGCUGCCCUUGAUUUUUCCUUAAUCUCUCAUGCCAUUCUUUUGAUGCACUGUCCAUUAUUCUUUGUUCCAUACUUCCAACUACCGGUACAAGUGCUGUCGUGCAGAGUUAGGCGGCCCACGGGAUGGCUUGCAGAGUUUGCCGGCUCGCGUGACAUUUAUUUUAAGGGCUGACAAUUUAUACUUCUCUAUGCUUUUUUUCUGCACUUUUAAAUCGUCCCGGAUCAUCCAAUUCCCGAAUUAGCGCAUCACGGAUUAACGAGGUUCUACUGUAUAAUAAAACAAUGUAAAUUUUAUAAUUUUUUUUUAACUUUAGUUGUAAUUUUUCUUUCAUAUUUUGUGGUUAUAUAAUUUUUUAUUUUUAUUAUUGUGAAUAUUUUUCAAAGAUAUAAUUUCAGUAUGCAUAGAACCACAUUAUCAAGACAUUCUGUUAGUUUCGUCUCCCAGCAUUAAAUCAAAGUCGAGAAAAUGUACCUUAAAGCUUGAAAAAAUAUGUUUUUAGAAAAUGGCCUUCAAAGUUGGCAAUCAGUGCUUGCCUGCUCUAUAACUAGGAUUGUCAAUGUCCUCUUCCAUUUCACUCUCAAGCUUCCUUUUGGCAUUCCUCCUAGCCUGUCUGAUCUUUUUGUGCAAAUUUCUGACUCAUUUCAGCUUGCCUAAGUCUUUCUAAGUCAAUUUGUAGCAUAGCAUCAGCAGUGCGAGAGCCAAACUCAACCCCAGUUCUUCCAAUACCUUACAUUUUGUAAUAUUUCCUUGAUUGAAUGGUGCUAUCGCAUAUUAAAAUACCAAAAUGAAGGGUCUUUAUUUGCACAAACACAGUUUUGGGCAACCUACUCCAUAUGACACUUCACACAUUCAUUUGGAUUCUGAGUACGACCAUGAAGACAGUUUUUCAGGAGAUUUAUCUCUGACAGAUCCCGAAAAAUUUGUUUUACCUCUUCUAUUAUGGCGAAUGGUAAACUGUGAGGAUGGUUAUAAGUUUCUCCUGUAAUUUUUCCUCUGUUAUAUUUACACUAUGAUUCUUUUCCUUUUGGACACAAAUCAUGUUGCGGGCUGUCAUCAGUCGAUGAAAUGUGACAAAACAAGCCUAGACAGCUGUCCUCAUUUUCUCCACACUUUCAGUAUUCUGUCUUAUUGCAAGUCCAUAAUAAUUCUGGAUAAUAUCAAUGGUGGAGUCUGUCAGUCUGUUUUUACCAUCUACUGUUCUUCCAUCACUCAACAUUUUUCCUUUCAUGCUUGUUUUCAGUCGUCUCAGUCUUGAACCCAUUCGCUUUUGAACAUGUCCAACACAUUCCAGUUUUGUAAUCUGUGCACACUCGCCAUAUUGUUUCAUUUCUUCAAUUGCCUUGAAUGCUUUUGAGUGCACAUAUCUUGUAUUAUACAGUGACAUUAAACACUCAAAAAUCUUUUUCACUCCAGAAACCUCCAUACCACCACUAGAUACACUGUAGUUUGAUCAACACCGCUCUUCAUGAUGAUUUACUGGUAAUUCUUUGCAUUUACAGUGUUUAGACAUGAUUGCAAUGUCAAUUACCUUUCCUGUAUCUACACUUGUGGCUGAAACUAUACAAUUUACUAACGUAUGUCCCCGUUUCUGCCAAGAGCCAUCAAACGCCACAGUUAUGUCACGAUCCAUAUUAUUUUCUUCAACAGCUUCCUCAACAGCCUCCUUCAUACUUUUCAUAGCAACAUCCUCCACAGCAGAACCUACCACAUUUACAUAUCAAUCAAAUUUUGAUGGUGGACUUGGUAAAUUCAUUACACCACAAAACAAGCAACCCGCGGCUCUUCCCUUGCCAAUUGCGCGAAGUCCAUAAACUAACCUAAUAUUUACACUAUAGUAUUUAGGCUACUUGAAAUCUUCUGCUUAUCAGGAUUUUUACAUUUAUACUAGUAGAACUGGAAAAUGUUGUCUUUUAAUUACAAUGUUAACAAAAUAUUUAUAACUCUGCAGCCAGGCCUAUAUGUUUGUUAAUAUUCAGACAUAUGCCAUUUUUAGCACACUGCAUUAUUCUGAAGUAUCUCUGACAGUAUAGAAUUAUCAAUAACCUCAAACAUUUCACUUCCUGUAUUUAUGUUACGGUAAUUUUCUUUCACUUCGCCUAUUUUUUUUCUACAAAAGAGUUUUCAAGUUCAUGAUUCACAGAACUGAAACAGUCUCCUUUUAGAUUAUUUUGGUCUAUACUAGACUUUAAAUUUGAUAGCAAUCCCGAAACUUGUUUGUCACUCAAUUUUGCUUUCUUUUUACAAUUUGCACAUUUUUUUGAAUACUUUAUUACAAAACCUCGGCAUGUUGGAUCAGCAGAACACAAUAAAACCACAAGAAAACAUGCUUGAAAAAAAAAAUUCCUUAACCACAGUGGCCAAUAGACUGUACACUGCUGCUAAUAUAUGAAAACAUUUUCCCAACUUCCUUAAAAUUUACCAAACACUGAUAGGAUAAUAUAUUUACAAUUACCUGCCAGUUUAUCUUCCCAAGACCCCACAAAAAAAUCAAAGGAUUAGUAAGCACACACUUAUUAUAUAGAAUUGACCUGCACUAUUUUGCCAAAAAAAAUAAUUUUAAUAUUUCUAGUAGGUGCACAAUCAAAAUUGAUACACCACUGGAAAGAGGAAUGUUCAAAGAUUUGGAUGACUAAAUAAAAAAAUUUCGAAUUUUUUAUAAUUUUGGUGCUCCGUACCCCUUAAGGUUGCCAAAAUUAUAAAUAUUUGAAGUUUGAGAGGGGUCUUGCGAUGGAAUACAAACUUUCAUUGCUAGAAUAUUCCUGAUUCCUUAAAGUUUUAAAUAUUUGUGGGUUGAAUGGACCCUCAGGAUUGAAAACAUCCUUUAUUGCUGCACUAUAUCCAUUUCCUUUAAUCUUUUAUAUUUUUGGAUGUAAGGAACCAGGGAUUAAAAACAAUCUCUCAUUGCUGGUCUAUUUCUAUUUUCGGCCUGUUGUCUUGAUUGCGCAUCAUGACGUUUACAUUCUUGAUCAAUCAAGACAACUGCAACUUCAUCUGCCUCGAUGUUCAGCAGUGGGAUUUUUUGUAUGCGCUAAUGACAAAUUUGUACUUGUACUCAUUGUUUUGUCAUGGUGGAAUAGAUUCUAACGCGGUUUUAAAACUUUGCACGUAUAGAUUCAUGUGACGCAGCAUAUUUUGAAGAAUAGUGAUUAGGUGACCAUUUAAUUGUGGAAAGUUUUGGUUCCUAAUAUUUGCAUUUUCUUGAUAAGUAGACACAAAAUAAAUCUGAAGAAAUAUUGGCUCUUUUUCAGUCAGCAGUGAACCAAUAAGAUGGUAAACCUGACCCUGAAUCUUGAAUGUAGGCAUGAGAGGUCCUUUUGAUAUUUGUAUUGCUCCAAAGGCUGUCAUUCGGAAGGCACUCUGUAGGCACAAAUAUUUUCUAAAAAGUGUAUUGAUUGUAGAUGGUCCUUAUUUAGUAGUGCUUUCAAUAUCUGAGGAAGGUUGUCAAAAAUUUCAAUACAUUCUUUUCUGUUCAAGCAACACAUACUACUUGUUUUCUUUUACCAUUUAAUGGUGUUACAAAACUGAUAUUUAUUAUCAUUCCUCCAAUUGAAGCUAAUGUACCAUAGGCAAUCAUUUUUGUAUAAUUAAAUGCACUCUUUUUCUUUCUUUAUCUACCCAAGGCAGGACUUUAUGCCACCUUGGGUAUCAGGUCAUUCCAUAUCAGAUCACCCAUCUCUAGUGUGGAAUGACACCCAACUCAGAUUUUCUUGAAACUUUUUUUAACUGGACCACCCAUCAAGUUACUAAUCAACCUAAAUUUUUUUCGCUGUAGGAUACAUAGUUUCCGAGAUAAAAAUUUCCAAAGUUUUGGAAAAUUGUACGUAAGCGACAGUUUCAAGACGCCACUUUACAAAACUGUGUUAUAGAAAAAAAUUUUUUAUAGCUCUAUGUCUAACUUACAUAUCAUUAUAAAUUUUUUUCCAUAUAUGAAUCAAAGUAUGUAGAUUUCAGAAAAAAAUUUUUCACAAAUACAGUAAACUCCCGGUAUACCGCGCCCCGAUAGAUCGCGGAAUCGGGUAUAUCGCGGGUCAAACCAUGUCCCCCAAUCAUAAAUGAAUAAUAAUAACAACAACAGUAGAACCUCGUUAAUUCGUGAUGGUCGGGACCGAGAUAAUCAAGGAUUACCGAAUUUCACGGACUAGCGAUUAAAAGCCCGGAAGGUCUUGUCAAGCUUCUCAGACACCGGCGUGCAGCUGGGUUAAGGCCAAGGUCAUGUGACGUAACAUCUACCGAGGCUUACUGCGCCUUGGCAGCAGAUGGAUAAAAAAUAGUAAACUCUCCAUUAUUCGUGUUAAUUGGGACCCGCCGAUGCCCGGAUAAUUAAAAUCCUGUAAAAAAAAAAGUAAUAAACACGGAUAAUCCGUUCACGGUAAGGGCCGUCUUCGAAUUAGUCUCGGCUUAAAAAAAUACGGCACUGCCUAGCCAUUAGUUCACGGUCAUUUACAACAGCCGAAGAGAGAAAGAUAAGAUCGUGCUGAACUUGCACACAUAAAUUUUGGGUAGCCCCCCCCCCCCCCCCCCCCCUUCCCCCCUCAUCAAAACUUCGUCCAGCCGAAUGCCAGCCAGACACGUCACUCACCAGGCGCCUGCCGUGCGUUGGCGGGUGGAAACAAACAAAGGGAGACGGGAAGCAGAAGUCAGGACAUCCCCCUCAAGUUUAAAGAGUGACAAAUGUGACAGCUGAAAGGGGGACGACACAAAGGGUCGGUACAAACAGCGUAGCAGAGUUUGGCGGCCCAUGCGAAGGCUUGCAGUGUUUGCCGGCCGCCGGCCCGCGUGACGUUAAUUUUAGGCGCUGACAAUAUUUACUUCUCUUUUUUUUUUCUGCACUUUUAAAUCGUCCCGGAUUAUUCGAUUCCCGAAUUAGCGCGUCACGGAUUAACGAGGUUCUACUGUAAUAAUAAUGCAAUAAAUGGUUGACAGCCGAUUAGGAUAAUUUUGCGUUGUCACUAACAAACUAAGCAACGGGCAGAAAAAAGCCUAGGCGUAGAAAAUGUCCGCAGUGAAAUUCUUAACAAGAUAUCUCCGUAAAUUAUUCCUCUAUCUUGUAGUGUUUUCAAAUUAUGGUCCAAUCCAGCCCAGUGUUAUUUUCUGAAACACUAGUUCUUAACAUUUUUUUUAACCCACAAAUAAAGCAUCGGACAGGGGACCCGAUUAAGCCCACCGUCCAGCGACAUUAUCCAGCGUGACUCGGCUGGGGAUUGAUUUUGGAUAGGUUUGGUUGACGGCAAGCGCUGGGAGGGGAGAGGCGAGCCGAGAAUAUGCGACCAAGACACCCGGGUAGACGGGAGGAGUGGAAUAUAAGCGCCAGAGAUGAGAGGGGCGAUUAAGCCGAAAGGGGGGAAGACUGGUGACCUUGAGUAGUUCACUCAUUUCCGUCGGCACACUUCUCGUGGUCACGUGUGUUGACAAGCGGAGACAUAUAAAUGUUUUGUUAUAACUUGAACCUACAGACGUAAUUUUAUUCGUUGUAUUAUACACGUUCAUCUUUUUACUUUGGUAUAAUGUUUUAACAUUAAAUAGUAAAGUAAAUCAGCUAGCGUAUUUUUAAUCUUUGCCGAGGAAUUCCCAGUGGACCAAUACUUACGUGAACCAUACUGUACCACUUUUGCCGUGAGGUAGUAAACAAGCCCCGGAUAUGUUUAUGUGUAGCGGACUCCCGACCUUUAACCAGAGGCUAGGGAAUAUAACACUUGCCGAUCCGAGCCACACACACUCAGCAACUCGACACAGCGUUUGAUGGAAUAAGUAAAGACAACGUUUAACAGACUUUUUAAUACGGCGCCACUUAUUGCGCUAAAAUUAUUUUGGCGCAAUUUUUGUAUCCCACAUGUGACCAUUUAUAAUUUAAUGUAAGCAUGGAUAACAAAGAUUAGCCACUUUACACGAUAGACGAUUCUUUAUUUUAUAUUGUACGAAUGCUAGAAUCGUUUUUCACGUAUCUGCUGCAUACUUCUGCAAAAGACACGCUAUCUGUAAGUACGUAAAUCUAGAAUUUUUAUUUUGUCAAUCAAACUCGGUACUUUGCGAUUCAUUUUCGGUUUGAAGUAUUACUAUGGCCUUUCUAUUUAGAAGACUUUGACCACAGAAUCGUGUGUAACCGCACACACUGCCCUUACUUUGUUACGGACACUCAGACGAAGCAGAUACUGUGGCUGACACCACGAGACUGGCAGCAGCUUGUGUGCCGCACGUGUGUAUGGCGGCGUGUGGCGCGCUCGUAGGCCGUGCGACAAACUGUGCGCGGCAUGCGGGAAAAAAAAAUCAACAUUUAAUAUUUAUCUUUAAAAUUUAUUAUUUUUAUUUUUUCACCCGCGUUUAGUGAAAACUGCGGAUGCAAAGUCCGCACAAAGGCGGGCCGUCUAUACUGUGCGUGCUUGCCGACCUAUUAGAACACAGGCGGUGUUUUAUGACUUUUGACCUUGGUCACAUCGAAACAUCGCGGUUAUGCAACAACGCGGGUAAAAGUUAUGUCCCCCGACAACCGCGUUAAAUAGGGAGUGUACUGUACUGUGUAACUCUUGACACACAUUAAAAUUUAAUGUUCGAUUAAGAAACAAAUUUUUAAGUACAAUUGCUUGGUUUUAUUGAGUUGGUAUUAUUGUAGCUGGCAUAAUUGUAGCUGGCAUAGAAGAUACCAAAUCAAUUUUUUUUAUAUUGAUCCUAAAAUGAUCUACAAGAUUGUGAAAGAAAAAUGAUGAUAAUUUGAUGGCUUAUAUAGCUAUUUCAACUAUAAAUUACAUCUUAUAAUUUAACACAUACACAAACACAUUGCAUCACAAUACAAGAGAAGUAACUUCACACUUUCAAUACAUUACAGAAACUUUAAAAUUCUUAAAGUAAAUGACUACUAAAUUUACAAACUAUUGUGAAAUUAAUAAAGUGUAUGUCAAGAAAAGUUUUAUGAUAAUAACUUUAAAAAGGCAAAUUGGCCCUUUUCAAUGAGAGGAGAAAAAUUGCAAAUAUAGACUGUUAGUUGCCAAUUAAGAAAAAUAACUUAUAAAAUAAAGUUUUUAAACUGAAGGAAUAAUGCUUAAAAGUACUUUUCAUUUGAACUGUCGUUACUUCUUGUAUUGGUGUUGUAUGAAAUCAACUUCCUUUUCAGAGUAGUAGUGCACUCUUCCAGAACCUUUGGUGAUGGGAGUACUAACAGAACAAAUGAUGUUGCAAAGAGGAACGUGACAGAUGUCAUUCUGUGGAGGCCAGUGAAAUGAUGGUGCAGGGCCAUAAGAGUGCAUGAAUUUCACUUUUAUGUCACCUUCCUCUUCAUGUUUUGAAAUAACUAAGCCGAAAAACCAGUAGGAGUCAUAAAUACAUGCAAUGUAUAAGUGCGUUGAUAUAUCUGUUAUUUUGACUGUGUCAGGUAGCUGCUCUUCAGUAAAAUGGAAAACAGUGCUGAAUUAUUCAUCAAAACUGUUUCGCUUCGUUGCAAUCGAUCUUUCAGAAACAGGGAUGAAAUGGUCAAAGUUGCGUGUACCUGGAAUUGUUUUUGCUGUGGAGAACUUUGCAUUCAGUUGCUGACAUGUUUCUAACAGUGUCUCUUUUUUAACCAUCCAGAAUUUUAUGUUUUGGAUUCGUUCCUUGCAGAAGUUGAACACUUUUUCAGCAAAGUCUAUUACAUCACUAGGAGAUGCUUGAAGACUAGCUUUGGUAACCAGCCUCUUAACUGUACCACCAAUGCCGUCACAAGGUGAUUUGCCAUGACUAGUUGCAAAAAUUGUCCAUGAAGCAGUUAAUGCAAAGUUGUGGCUGUGGUGGCAGAGAUUGAGAAAGUACAUUUUUUACUAUUGGAAACAUUUUCUUUAUAUACUGAGUGAUUAUUUUUUGCGUUUCAUACACAAAUGCUACAUCAUGCUCCAAAUCAUCAGACAAGAUGCAGAUACUUGAGACGAGUAGGUCUUCUGAUUGUUGGACACGUGUGUAAAGUACAACUGGGUGUAGUGAACAACUAGCAUUUGUCCAGUGAUACCCUUGUGCUGCAUCUUGAAUGAUACACGUUUAGUUUUCCCUAAAGUCUAGGAGAAUUACAGCUGUAUCCAGUUCAAGUUCCGCUUUAAAUUUCUUUAAAAAAUUUGCCUGGGUUUUAGUUAUAAAUGCAUGGGGCACAAGUAUCUGUAGUUUCUCAAUUAAAGUUGUUACAUAUUCAUCAAAUGUCACUAUGAAUUUCACCUGUUGUGUCCUGUCUGUCGACACCCAUGAAUUAUAUGAGACUUCAUCUUCAGGGUCCCACUCAAAUUUUUCAAGUAGUAAACUAUUCAGGUUUUCAAUUGAUGGGCAUUGAGAGCAGUGUCGUAGCAUGCAGUCUUUGUUAUCUUUAGAACACACUAAAUAACCAAUCAAAUCUUGGCAUGUCUCUUCUAUAUGACAAGCAUGAAGCAGAAGAAUUACAUUUUGAUGGAUUGUGCAAACACAAACAGAAUGUGUGCCAGAAGACCCUGCUAAAACACAACAUUUUGGGCGCAACAUGCAGAAUUUCGAAAUACCAACUUUAAUGUUGGGAUAUUCAAAUUUGAAAGCAGAAUACAGUUCACUUAAAUUAUAAUUAUUAAUCGCUUUUGUGCAUGUACAUUUUUCGACAUACUAACAGUGUCCUUUUUGCCUGGCAUGAUUGGCGAAUAUUCGUCACUUUGGUAAAAGUUUGUCACCGUUUCAAGUGUGUGUUUAUCUAGUGUUUUUCCUUUUCUUGGCUCGGGUAAAGCCAUAAGUCCUUUAUCUUUCAGAAGGUUUCUUGAUUGACGAACAGCAUACCGUACUCACUCACAUGGAACUGUUCCAUGACUUUUUUCUUGCUCCAUGAAGCAGGAGCAAGCGUUAAAAGUUGUAUCUUUUCUCGCAGCGUGAUAGGAGUUCCUAGUUUUGCUUUAAGUAAACCUACAAGCACAUCCAUAUCAUUAACUUUUUCUAUAUCUUUUGGCAGUUUUUUGAUGCCCUUAACAGAUAGAGACAAUUCUGUUCCCAUAACUCUGCUAACUUUACUUUUUAAAGUGGAAUAUGCUGACUCAACCUUUCUUUUUGUAUAUGCAGGUUUUCUGUGUGAUGAAAUGGAAUAAAGUUUCAAUGGAGACACUCCUAAUUCUGCCGAUGAUGUAUUAACUGUUUCUAAUGUCUCCUCUUUUGAAAUUGAUGUUUGUAAAUUUCUAAUACUGUCACUAUCUGAAUCCACCUCUUGGUAAUAUUCAUUUUUAAAAUAUGGAUGUUUCUGUACUCUGUCUCUACAUGCAUCACAUAUUUUUGCCCAGAAACUGAUUUCACAAGCAUUGGAAUUUCAUUGAUUUUUUUCUGAAAAGUCAGAUGUCACAGUCCUUAAUGAUUUUGUAAUUUUUUUCUUAUGGCACUUAAAAGGAUCAAAACAACUUGUCAGGUAAGUUUCAAAUUUUUUCAGGUUGUAUAUUUUAUGAUGCUCACAGACAGUAAGUAUAAGUUCAUAACUUACCUCACUCCUCACAGCCAAAAGUUAUUUUUCUGAAGCACUUAUUUUCUCAAUGUUUAUAAGAUUAACCACAUGUGUGUAACUCUUCGUGUGACACUCUGUUCUAUUUACUUUUCCUAUACUACACUGUUCAAUAUGCUGUUCAGUUUGGGACAUUUUAAAAGCUAGUUUUACUCAGGUAUAUUGCAAGCACUUUUUUAAUAAACUUAAUACAUUUUAACACAGCAAUAAUGGUUAGCAAACAACUGAGCAAUGGCUUGCCACUCCAGCUGAACCCUUUAUCUAGAAGAAAGAGGGUCAUAAAGAAUCAGCUCAUUUUCUUUAGAUUGUGGGGUAUGACUCAUGCCAGUAUCUGCCAUGCUGAGUCAUCUGCUGCAUUCAGAUUGCUGAACCCUAUGUCAGCUGUUUUCAUCUACAUACACACUAUAGUCUAUUCCACGUACUGUUUCUAGAUUUUGACAUUUCUCUUCUAAGAAAAGUGUCUGUAAACAGGUUUGUAAAGGCCUGGUUUUUCAUGGAAGCUGGUAGGGAUUAAAGAUCAACACAAUGGUACUGUCCUAAGCUUCUUUCUCAGCAGAGAAAUGUCACAAUCUGGAAACAUUACAUACAUGGAAUAGACUAUAUCUCCCAAUAACUCCCAACUCAGGACACAUAGCUUUCCUUCCUUCCAGAUAAAAAUGUUUAUAACUUAAAACAAUUUUAUAAUUAACUAUGUAUAAUUCAAAAUAGGUAUUUUCAAUUUUGUAAUGAACGAGUUAAAUUAUAAAUUAAGGUGAAAGUAACUAUAUAAGCCAUCAAAUAACCAUCAUUUUUCUUUCACAAUCUUGUAAAUCAUUUUUUUAGGUUCAAUAUAAAAAAAAAUUGAUUUGGUAUCUUCUAUGCCAGCUACAAUAAUACCAACUCAAUAAAACCAAGCAAUUGUACUUAAAAAUUUGUUUCUUAAUCAAACAUUAAAUUUUAAUGUGUGUCAAGAGUUACACAGUAUUUGUGAAACAUUUUUUUCUGAAAUCUAUAUACUUUGAUGCAUAUGUGGAAAUUUUUUUAUAAUAUGCAAGUUCGACAAAGAGCUACAAAUUUUUUUCUAUAACACAGUUUUGAAAAGUGGUAUCUUGAAACUGUCGCUUACGUACAAUUUCCCAAAACUUUAGAAAUUUUUAUCUUGGAAACUAUGUAUCCUACAGCGAAAUUUUUUUUAGGUUGAUAGUAACUUGAUGGGUGGUCCAGUUAAAAAAAGUUUCAAGAAAAUCUGAGUGGAUGGGUGUCAUAGCCUGGGUGAAGUGAUAUGGAUUAACCCUAUCAUCAUAGUCUUCAGAUGAAAUUGUGAAUUCGUUGAGCGAGUGCCGUAGUUGGUCAGCAUUCAAGCGGGCCUGACACUGUUCUUCUGUCUCUACAUACUGCGUUGCAUCUACUCUCUCCCUUUCAGUUUCUAAGAAAGUAGCAUGAUUAUGAUGUAGGCUUUCAUAGUUCUGCCUAGCUAUUUCUAAUCACUGUUGGCAUUGGUCAUCACAUUUUAAGGCUAGAGCACUAUAGUGGCAAUCUCAAUUGUUACUUAAGCUAUCAUCGUACUGAGUAAAUGUUUCUGAAGCGCGAGACAAUGUAUGGCACUCAUGAUCAGCGGUCAGUCGAGAUUCCCUUUGGGUGAAUGUCCCAGAGGCACCAGACAAUGUAUGGCGCUACGCUCAGUUUUCAUUUCGGUGAAAGUCUCAUAGGCGCGAGACAAUGCAUGAUGCUCACAAUCAGCGCUCAGUCGAGAUUCUCUUUCUUCGUUAUAUUCUUGAGAUCUAAACAUUCUCAUUCUUUUCGCUGCUCUAGUUUUAGAGGACAGAUCAGACCUUUCUUAAGUCAUUUUUGUACAAAUCUGAAAAGAAAACGUGAAAAAGUAUAAAUAUUAGUUAGAUAAAUAACAUGGCAAAAUAUCGAUCAAAGAAAAAAAGGAACUUAUAAUCAACAUAAGAAUUUUAUUCUCCAAUGAAAAUAAUAAGCAAUUUUCUGAAGACUUAAGAUUCAACUGGACAUAGCUGCACACCAGGCUAUCUGAAUUUCGGUCUCUGUUUUACACCCCCUACCUGUGGAUGCAGUACAUUUCCCCUUAUGCAGCUGAACUUCCCACCACAUUUUUCAGCGCAGCCCUGCCCUACCAAGGUGUCCUGUCACCCCGCCCCUUGGUUGGUAAUGUCCAAGGUUAGUGGAGGGAAGGUUGCUUCAGACUGGCGUGGAUCUUUCUGCGCAGGCAGCGAAGUGAUGUCACGUGCUGUCCACCGCCUCGACUUUGCUCCCUUCCCGUCCCCCUAGUCAAAACGUGUGCGCUUUCACAAAUAUAUAACUAUGUUCCGACAAAACUGGACAUACUGUCAUAGAGGCAAUCUCAUGACACACAUAUUUCUAGUUUCUUAUUUAUGUGCACGAUGAAUUCAGCCAUCUCAUGGAAGUUUGUCGCAUGCGUGUUUAUAGAGUUUUAUUUCCUGGCUUGAUAAACGUCAACUUGUGCAGUGUUUGCCGUUGAACAAAUAUUUUAUAACAUUAAUGUAGGUUCAAUACUAGUCUACUGUGUAGUAAAAUUCCCGCGACUAGGUGUGCUGUAGCUGCUUGUAAAAAAUCGUUGAGACAAAACAAAAAAGUCAUAUUUCACAGAUUCCCAAAAUAAAUUGUUUUCAGAAGCCAACGGGUGAAACGCAGCAAACGACAAGAUAAAUUCAAUAUUGAUACUUCAUGUUUGUUCAGAUUAUUUUUUUAUGUUCAAGGACUAUGAAACAGAUCUGUAGGCGGAACUAAUAUUUACAUGAAGUCAUACAUUGUAGCAACAAAUGAGUACACUCUAUACUAGUGGCAAUUUAAUGCAUGCUUGGAACAGUUGUGUAGCAUCAAAAAAUUACAAAAUGUUCUUUACUUUAAGGCACUCAUGCUUUUGCUAAGUACAUCAGUUAUCAAUAUUUACAUGAAGUCAUACAUUGUAGCAACAAAUGAGUAAUGGCAUUCAUGAUGACUAUAUUAGUUAUCAACAAUUACUACAGCAACUUCGUUCGUUUGAGGUGCAUUGAACCUUCGUUCGUGUUGACCGGCUGGUCGUUUAUCUGCGCGAAUGACAAUCUUAUAAUUGUCUGCAAUAGACACCUGCGAGUACUCGAAAUUCGAGUUUCGAGUCGAGUUUUUUAGUAAUACUUGAACUCGAGCUGGUGGGUUUUCAACAACUCAAAAUUCGAUUGAGCUUUUCUUGCACUGUACCUUUAGAAAAAAAAAAGACUCAUUAUAUCUGAAUAAAAGUCUUACAACACUAUUAUCCUUUACUUUAUAAUGUAACAUGAUCGACCAUAUACAUGAACACCUCAUUUUUACGUACCCGGGGUUUACGAAUUUCCGUGAUUAAUUUUUUUCUACUUCUGUAAUUUUCUGCAUAGCAUUAAUGUAUCACUUUCCCGCUUUAUGCGGAAGCAUUUCGCACAUUUUACUGUAACAGAGCUGCAUUUAAUAACGUACAAUCAGAAACGUUUCGACGAAACAAAAGUUUAAAGUGUAUAGUGUAAAGUUUAUUUAUUAUAUUGCUUCAUUUGGCAUUGUAAACAACCAAAUCUUUUAUUUUUGUUAGCCACGUAUCACGGUAAACAAUACAGCCAUGAACCAAAACGUGUGUGACUUGAAUACGAAAAUUAAGUUCAGUUUAACCCUUUAAGUACUGAUUAUGGCAUGUGACAAAAAUAUGUAUUAGACUAAAUUUGGCAACAAAAAAUUAAAUUUUUUUUUUUGGAAUUUCCUAAUUUUAUACAAAAAUUAAUUUACUGUUGAAAUUUAUUUAAUGUCUUUGAUUUUAAAACUUUGAGAGUGUGUGAUAUUUCUUAAAACAUGGUAUCAGACACAGGGGAACAGCACAUUGUUCACACAGGUAUCGCGUCUCCUUUCGCUUCUUCUGCCCAUAUCGUGUUUGUGAGAAAACUCUGCAUGGCUUGGUAGGGUGCAUUUUCUUUUCAGUAGGUGGUAUUGUCUCUAGAAAAUGCUGCCCAAAAGUCUUGUCGGUGCUUCUCGCAGUGAUGGCCUACCUCGCUUUGUCCUCUCAGAUGGUUUUGCAUACUUCUCCAAGAGUUCUGAGACAACUUUGAGUUGAAAGUCUGCCAGACUCAAAUUGUUUUCGGUUUUCAUUUUGUAAAUUGCAUAUGCAUUCAACAAUGCAAAAUCUACAAAAUGAAAAAAAUAAUUUUUUGUACCAUUUUGUACUUUUUCUCACUGACUGGACAGAACUAAGCAACAUGUCACAUUUGUCAAUGCCCCCCAUGUUCAUGUUAUAUUAUAGAACACAGCUUGGUUUUAGAAUAUCAUUUCCUGUUGAUCUGUCCUUUCCUGUAUUCUUCAUUUCAUUAUUAUGCAUUGUGGUCAGUAAAGUAACUUCUCUUCUGUCAAACCAACGUACAAACAAAAUGUUCUGUGAAUGCAUAGCCUCAUGCUCUCCCUUCUUUAGCUUCUUGGUAACUUUCGGCAUGUGUUUUCUGCUCUUUCGCACAGUGCCACAAGCAUUGGUCUUAUUUUCAUGCAGAAACUGGAACAACUGUGGACUGGUGUACCAGUUGUCAACAAACAGUGUGUGCCCUUUAUUUAGAAAUGGAGCCAUCAUUGUUGACACUACUGACCUUGAAGUACCUAGCAUAUUUAAAUGGGUGAUGUUUGUGCUUUUACCUAUAUAAAUGAUGAAGUCUAUGAUGAACCCUGUUUCACAAUCACAUAACACAAAAAGUUUUAUGCCGAAUCUGUCUUUUACUGGGAAUGUACUGUUGAAAUGAUAGCCGACCUUUGAAAAGUACAAGUUCUUCAUCAAUUACCAGGUUCUGAAAUGGGUAAUAAACCUCACGCAUAUUUCUUUUCAAGUCAUUGAUAACCAUCUGAAUUUUAUAAAGUCUAUCUCCAACUGGCUGCAGUUCAUUGAAACAAAAAUGCAAAUAUCUCAGUAACAGAAUAUACCUGUCACGAGAUAAAGUGUUACCAAAUAUUGGUGUGUGUAUGAGAGGAUCAGUGGACCAGUACUCUUUUAUAGAGAGUUUUUUCUGUCUUGUGAACAGGAACGUAACUGCAAGAAAACAUACAUUUCCUCAGUCUGUAUCAGUCCAUGGCUUUUGUUUGCUAGUUCCUGGAUCACCGAUAUUCGGAAUGUUUUCCAUUACAUACCGGUUAGUUUCCGCAGCUAUUUUACCUAACAUAUCUGGGGAAAAAAAUAAUUCCAAGAAUUCCCGGCAGCAUGUAUUUUCAGUGACAUUGUCAUCCAAAAUUCCAGACAUUUUAUUAUCAAAAGCAUGAACAGUGGGCACAAAGUUACCUUCUUUCCAUGUAAAUACAUUAUUUUCCAUAGGUCUGCCUGCAGGCCUACCCGUAGGCCGUCGACUGCAGUCACCUUUUCCAGCCGCCCAAUCCUCCAAUUCCGAUUCAGCAUCUGUUUCUUCUUCCGAAAACGUCUCGCUACAUUCAUUUUCACUCGGGAAAUAGUCACUUUCACUGUCUUCAUUUACACAAAUUUCUUCGCUGAGAUUUGUUUUUUUUGGCCGCAGUGUCCUACCUGACAUAUUUAUUUACUUGUGACAGCAAUAAAUUACAAAAAUAAACAUGUGUGGAAUUACAAGUCUUUCCCAUGAGAAAAUGUUUUUAUGGCUGUAAAAUAAGUAUAACCUACACUAAAACAUGUUUUGUCAACUAUGGAAUAUUCCACAACAGCAACGAAAAUAUAAUUACUCCACUGAGUUAAUUUACAAACACACCACGCUCGGGAUCCAAACAAUAGCCAUAGAUAAACAUGUGCAGAGAAGAUGUAAAUAACCGAAACAAUGUUCCGGUAUUUUUAUUCUAGGGCCAAACCAUAGAUAACAUCAUACAAGAUGUAUAGCACACUUUACUUCGUUAUACGAAUAAAUUCGAGACCCGUCAUGUUGACAUGAACUUUGUUCCGAAAAUUCUCGGGACCCGAUUUUCGGCCAUAAUAAAAAAAAGUACGAAUUUUUUCGGGAUCCGUCCUUAAAAGGUUCAUAUCUCCCCUUAAAACGUUAAUGUAACUUGCAUGAAAUGAGUUGCAAAUAUUGUUUUUACAUAAAAUAGUCAAAUAAGUUUUAAAGCAACAUAACCAAGUUUCCGUAAAAGUGUGCCGUCUUCGUGCAUGUUUGGAGAUGCUCGGUUUACAUCAAUAGAAAAUUUUGGAAAGGCAGUUGGCGGCUGUGAAUUUGCAAAUAUUGAAACGGAAACGUUUGUAAAUUUUUAGGCAAAGCAGCAGCCUAUUGAGCUCAAGCCGAGUACUUACCUCAAGUUCGAACUCAGCUCGAAAAAUUUGUUAAGCUCGAAACUCAUCAUUUACGCCAUUAAAUGUGUGAUUUAAAGUCUCGUUUAGAAUUUUUAUGAAAGUUCCUGCCUUAGUAAUGGCGCACGUAAAUAUAAAUAUGAAGAAAAGACAAAUGAACAACUUACGAAGAAAUAUGGAUGAUGUACCAUAACUACAGUACAAACCCAAUAGUUAUCUUAAGAUAAUUACCAUAAAAAGAUCUAAAGUUUCUUUGUAGAUACCUAAAUUACUACAAAAACAUGAUAGUUACCACAUUUGCACUAUAGUUACCGUAAUAACCGAGAUGUGUAUUUACCGUGAUGGUAAUGUAUUUAUUUAUGACAUAUUGAAAAUAAAAAAGGAUGUUAAAUCUUGAUAUGUACGGUUGGCACAUGUUGCUAACAAAUAUAGCGAUCUGAAAGAAUGCAGUACUACUACGAAAAGUGAAAAGGGUACUCGUGGAUUUUUAGGUUAUGGCUGUCUCUUUCGUUUUUCAGUAAUAUCUGCCAAAAAGUAAAAAGUUUAUCGGAAGUUUGCAGAAAUGCCGAUUCAACUAUAUAUUGGCAAAAUCGGCUUCUUCAGUACAGCUCUACAUUUUAUGACAUGAGUAAACGUAUUUCAGACUACAAGAUAUAGAAAAAGACUUUAAUUUCCAUGUAGGUUUAUUGUGUGUAUGUUUUUUUUGCAAGUGUAAAUUGAAUUAAGUAAAAUGCUUCUAUUUUUAUUACUUUCAAUUGAUUAAACUUUAAUGACAAGUUACAGAUAUUUGACACUAAUUUUGAGGUUAAGCAAUUUUACUAAAGCAUUUCAGCCACACAGGUUGCCAGCGAGAGACGCUUCUCUUCUGCUGUAAACACCAUCUCCAAUCGUAGAGCUAAUUUAACUCCUGAACGUGCAGAACAAAUUAUUUUUCUGCAUGAUAGAUUGAAGAACAGAAUUUAAUACUCAAUGACAAUCUCUCUCAGAAUUUUUGUGCCGAAAAGUGGAAAUAUUGAAACAAUGUGAAUGUACUUUUCAAACAACAUGAUUUUUGGUGCUAAGUUUGUUGAAGCUCAGUAAGGACUCCAGAAAAAUUGACAAGAAUGAAAUUAUUCCAAAGAUAUGUUACAUUUACACAAACAUAUACUUGUAAACUGUGGUUAUGUUAGUUGGAUGAUAUCAGUUACUAAUGAACCAAUGGAAGCAGGUUAGAUUCAAUGGCAAAAAUGUUUUUUUUCCUAGCAGUGCAAAAUGUAAAUGCACUCUGUAAAUAGUUACCCAAAAUUAAUAAGCCCACUUUAUUUUAAUACUUUAUUCAAACAUUAUACUAAGUUUAAAGUAAAAAAAAUUUCCCAAAAGUGUAAAUGUACCACAAAAGCUCGAGCUUCGAGAACUUUAAAGUAGGCUCACUCCAGCUCGGAUCAAAGUAAAAUUCUUACGCUCGCAGCCCUCUAAUGUAGGUCUAUCUAUUUAGUAGGCUAACAAUGAUAGUGGUUUCUUUUUUUAUUUCCAUAUUUUUCUCAAAAGUUUUCACAUUUUAUCCAUCAUAGUAAAUUUAUGUGCAAUAAACUUAAAAAAAAAAACCUCGAACUCGAUACUCACUCGUGAGUAUUUUAGCAAACUCGCUCGAGCUCGACUCAAAGUGAAAAUCCUCUGCUCGCAGACCCCUAGUCUGCAACCAUUUGCUCUAAAGAAGUUUUAAACACAUUGAUUAGUUGAUUAUGAUUAUGAAGUAGAUGUUGUAAUUUUUGAAUAAUGUCUCGUAGUCCCUUAAUGUGUGAGCAACGUUGAUCUAUUUCAAGGUCUUCGUCACCAAUAAAGUAUACUUGAAGAAACUUUGGAGUCUCAUUAGACAUCGGCAUGAGUGACCCUACUCGGUGAUAAAUUUGACCUUGAACCUUGAAAACUGGACUGAAAUUUUCUUCCGGGCAUAUUAAAGUAGCUCCAAAUGAAGUCUGUUAACGUUCUUUAUAUGAAAUAAAAAGAUUUUAUUUCCUUUUUUUUUAUUUGAGAGUUUUUAUCGUCCGAAAGACGAAACAAACGCAUCCAAUCACUUUCAAUAAUUUUGUUCACUCAUUCAAUCCGACUGUCAAAAAAUACUCGCAGCUUGGGCGAUGAAAAUUAAAGAAAACAAAACGUAGCUGAAAUCCUUCAGUAAACUCUUACUGUAACAGAAAUCAGUGCGACCUCAAACAGGGCCGCACCCAGCGAAACCGAAUUUCGCCACAAACCAAACGCCGACGAAGGUGAUCACAAUUUCUAAUUAAUGUCCGAAUGAAAUAAAAAAAAAUUAGGUUAACUUAAAACUCGGCAUGGCUCUGACCACCAACGUUAAAUUUUCUAUCCUGCUAAUUCUCCCACACAUUUUGCGAGAAGCCACCGAACGCGCCCUCCUGGUGCAGCGAUCGACGGACGACUAUGUCAUGACACUGGUUUCUCCACGCAGGGAGAGCAGUCACAUGACCUCACCGACCAAUCUCACGCACGCUUCAUUCAAACUUACAGAUACAAGCCAAUAAGAACACAGCAAAGAUACAAUGAAAACGAUUUUCGUACAUAGAAACAGGGACUUCCCAUUGUCGUUCUCUCUCCCACACCGUGAGACAGCAGUUAUCACUCAGUUCCCACGCAGUGGGGGAAUCCCCGUCUUUAUCUAUCUCUGAGGGGAAUCACGGUUUCUUUCUCACUUGCACUUACAGGUCUCUUAUGCCUCUCUUUUACACAUCACACACCAAAUCCAUUGUUCUAGAAACCUAUGUACCAGCAAUCAUAAUACAAAUUACUUUACAAAAUUAAACUUAAUUAGAAAAACCUAAAAAAGUAGGCCAAAACAGGCAAAAAUCUAGUACAGUGACUUAUUUGUGAAUAAUUACCUAAAAAAUAGUAAUGAUUGAAAAUGUCUGUUAAAAUACCAGGGACAUUCUUAAAAUACAUAGCAAGUGCAAAUAAUAUAUAUUAAUAUCCAUAACGUCUGUUUAUACUGUUUCAUAACAUUUACACCACUCAAAAAACAUUGACUUAUUAAUACUUACAUAUACAAAAAAGAAGUUUAAAAGAAAAAUAUUUAGCUAGGAGGGCAGGGGUUUAUAACGUUACAUAACCCCCUCCCCCCAACUUUUCAAUUAAAUUAACACUACAUUUAAUUGAAAAGUUACCAAAGUGAAAAACUAACCUGUACAAAAUAAAUUCAAAAACAUCCUGAGAAAUAAAUGCAUCCAGUUGUUACAACCCUUGUUUGUAAUGGAAUUAAAAAAAAGAAUAAACAGUUUUACAAAUUACAAAUAUUAUAACCAAUUUUCUGUUUAAUUUAACAUUGGAAAUUUCAGUUCUUAGUACAGUCAACAAUCCUCAUCCUUAGUGUUCUCUUGGUUUCAUUAAUACAAAAUACAAGUAGUUUCUAAAUUAAUCUCUUCACAAAUAUCAUGCAGUGUUCCCUGAUCUACGAAGAAUCUUCCCCUCAUCACAUAUCUCAACUCAACUCUGGUUGCAACAGCUGUGGAAACUUCUACACCAACUGCAACAACUACAAAAAUAUUUACGACGUGAUGAUACAACUACCUUAGCUGCACUAGCUAGAAUAAGAACUGCAGGAAUUACGUCCCAUUGACCACCUGAAAACCCAAUCUCGACGAUCAACAUACUUCAGCUGUGGAGCACCUCGACACUAGCCGGCAAAUAGACCUCAAUGAUGACGAUGAACAACAAUCGUCUCCUCAAGACGACAACAGGCAUUACGACGAAUAACUCCUCUUUUACCAGGAAACCACUACUUUCACCCAUGAAUCGACCAAAUCCUCCACCCUUCAUACUUGCACCAACUAACUUCAACAACACUGCUAAACUCAAACUGCUGACCAAAACUUCCGACUUUGAACUUUCUACCACUGAUGCAUUUACUUUCAUUUACGACGAAGAUUUCUCUAGUACAAAUAAUUAUUGAA
Molecule: messenger RNA, 28952 nt
Organism: Bacillus rossius redtenbacheri
Lineage: Eukaryota; Metazoa; Arthropoda; Insecta; Phasmatodea; Bacillidae
Exons: 2
Coding region: 2762-4159 (465 amino acids)
Source: RefSeq, a predicted model, not a curated record